This is a messenger RNA of Fomitopsis serialis, 563 nucleotides long. RefSeq lists its product as uncharacterized. NCBI's taxonomy places the organism in Eukaryota, Fungi, Basidiomycota, Agaricomycetes, Polyporales, Fomitopsidaceae. The coding region runs from base 148 to 405 and encodes 85 amino acids. The transcript has 5 exons. The record is from RefSeq and is a predicted model, not a curated record.
ACGGCUCCGCGCGUCUCUCGGGCCUUCGCUUUGUGCAGCCACAGUGCAGGACAAGUGCAAGACACUACAUUUCGACUUUCGAACUAGGCCACACAGAAAGAACAGACCAACAAUCGCAUACAGAAGCAUAGCAGCAGAGCUCAUACGAUGUCUGAGCCCAAGUUUCCUUGGUUCAGGAUGUCCAUCGCCUCCGUAGCGCUCAUGAGCAUUGGUUAUGUCAUCAUGAAAGCGACCACACCAACGCCAGAACAAACCUACGCCGCUAUGGCACCCGACAUACGACGGAGGGUCGACCAGAACCGGGCAGCGCGUCUAGCCAUGGAAAGUGAGACGCGGAAACAGGUGGACGCACAGCUCAGAGACCCAGACUCGCAGAAACCAGUGUGGGCAGACCGUCCGUCAUAGCCCCCACGACGCUCCGCGCCGCUCUACCCUAUCCCAAUUUCACCUCUUCGACAUGUCCCCUUCGUCCUAUUGUAUCCCUGUAUCAUACGCAAACUUGAUAAUCACGCCUCACAUGUAUUGAAUCCUAGGACGCAGACGUCCCAAGGCGCGCACACCGC